Messenger RNA from Meleagris gallopavo (turkey), 1974 nucleotides. Its product is annotated as 3 beta-hydroxysteroid dehydrogenase type 7-like. Gene Ontology annotation, molecular function: oxidoreductase activity, acting on the CH-OH group of donors, NAD or NADP as acceptor. NCBI's taxonomy places the organism in Eukaryota, Metazoa, Chordata, Aves, Galliformes, Phasianidae. The record is from RefSeq and is a predicted model, not a curated record. Gene Ontology annotation, biological process: steroid biosynthetic process.
AUCAGAAAACACAUUGGCUGAAAGAUCAACAGUGCACUACAGGAUCUUUUCUCCUUAACCACAGAAAUGUCCUCAGAAAUGGAUGGAGCCCAGGUCUACCUGGUGACAGGAGGAUGCGGUUUUAUUGGGGAAAAGAUCACAGAGCUCCUGUCUCAACAAGACUACAUCAAAGAAGUCAGAGUUUUUGAUUCAGUAGCAAGAAAAGAAGUAGAAAAUUUUGCCACAGCUACCACUCAUGUGACAGUGAUGAAAGGAGACAUUCGAGACUACAAUCUGCUCCUUGCUGCCAUGCAGGGUGUUCACGUGGUUAUCCACACAGCUGCUAUUGUGGACUACAGAAACACUUUGCCCUUUUGGGAAAUGAAAGCUGUCAAUGUUGGGGGUACUGAAAAUGUGUUAAGGGCCUGCUGUGCCCUGAACAUCCCAUAUGUUGUCUACACAAGCUCCAUUGCUGCAGUGGGACCCAAUAUUUUGCACGAGCCCAUGCUCAGAGGAAAUGAGGACACCAAAUACAGCGGGGAAGUGGAGCUGCCUUAUGGGAAGACAAAGGCCAUGGCAGAAAGACUUGUAUUAGAAGCCAAUGGGAAAAAGCUCAGCAAUGGUGGUAAACUCACAACCUGCAUCAUCCGCGCAAACACAGUAUAUGGGGAGAAAGCAGUGUUCCUCCACGACUUGUAUUUGUCUGCCAAAGCCCAUCAUGGUGUGUUGAACUACCUGGAGCCUGAACACACAGAGCGCAAUUCCACGUAUGUGGGGAAUGUCGCAUGGAUGCAUGUUCUCGCAGCCAGGCACCUGCAGCUGAAACCAGACACACUCGCUGGGCAGGUGUAUUAUUCCUAUGAUGACACUCCGACAACAAAAGGUUUUCUGGUCAGGUAUCAGCUCUUGUCCUGUACGGACCCUUCAAUAAGACUGGGCUCACGCAUCCCAUACUGGAAGAUGUGGUUACUGAUACACCUGCACAGGAUAAUAGAGGUCAUCCUGUCCCCUUUCUGGAAGCCACGGCCUUUCCUAAACUUCCCUUUGCUGCACACGAUAGUCACCACCUUCUCCUAUGAGACAGACAAAGCCUUCAGGCACUUUGGGUACAAGCCCCUCUACAGCUGGCAGGAGAGCAAGGUCCGGACGGCACGGUGGCUGGAAGUGGCUGUGGGGAACCUGUCCUCUCAGUGAUGGAAAGAACCCUUCCUAAAGAUCCUGUUAUCCUUCAUAUGUGGCUUAUUACAUCUGUUUUGAAAUAUUAUCCCUAUAAAAAUAAACUCCUAUUCUCUUGCACUGACAGCACAGGGGCUGACUUGCAUCCAGCCCCAUGGUUGGAUGUCUGCAAGUUCAGGCAGUUUUCACCGGAGCUCGAAGAAAUGGGCUGUUUUUACAGAAGUGGUUAAAAUCCAAAAUUAAUUCUGUCGGUUUGAGACUGUUUAAGUACUCCUGUGUUCCGUGAACAUGUAAUCAUCUCUUGAGUUUUCCUACAGUUGAAGUGUAUGUGUGCACAAAUAAAAGCUCAUUUUAAUUACUUCCCUAAUCCUCCUGGAAAAAAAAAAAAUAGAAGCAAGUUUCAGCAUGGCAUCUUUGAUAGAAAUGAUCGAGAUUUGCUUCUUGUUAGUCAUAGUAAUUACCCUGGAAGGGAAGCGAAGGAAUACGCUGGGAGCUGCCAAGUGAACUCCAUGGAAAUUCACUCACAGGAGAGUUCUUUGCAAAAUGAGCUUCCAAACAAAAAAUAAUUUGCUCAGGUAAUUCGUGAAUAAUUUCAUAUGACAAAUAAAUCUGGGCCAAACCAUUACAAUCUGUUCACAGAGAAUUUGGGAAGGUGAACGGUGCAAGUUAUGAAAUCACAGAACGCUUUGAGUUGAGGGACCCUUCAGUGCCAUCUGGUCCCACUCCCUGCAGUGCACAGGGAUGCCCACAGCUCUCAGUUCCUCACAUUUUACUCUAAUAAUUUGUGCAGAGUGGUUUUAAAUAAAGUGAUUAGUAAGA